AUGUCGCCGGUGCUCGACUCCGACGGAGAUGCAGUCACGCCAGAAAACGAGUACUACAUCUCCAACGCCGGAGCAGGUUUUCACGGUGGAAUCGGACUCCCAAAGUGGUCUCGUUUGAGAUGCCCUUCCAGCGUCAUUCAAAUGCGGUCCGAGACUCAACUUGGCCUCCCGGUGAAUGUCGAGCCUGUUUACAGAUACUCCACCUCCCCCCAAAUCUAUGUGAAUCAGACCACAGUCCAAAUAAGUUUCUCAGAACCGGUCACUGGCUGCCUGGGCGGGGAGGGCUAUUGGAGAGUCGAGUAUGAUGAAGAGGCCGAGAAAACCCUUGUUGUGGCCGGCAUAUUGAUCGGUGUUCAAUUAUCGAGUCAAUUCAGGAUUGUGCAAGCCGGGCAAGCGAAUAAUGUCUACACUUUUGUGUCGUGCUCGCGCCUUAAAUGUCGCGAUGAAAUUGGGCUUUACGCGAUGGAUCAUCAGCAACAUCUGUCGGUUAACGAUCAACCCAACGAAUUGCCCUACACGUUCAAGUUCAUUAAGAAGAAAGCAGAAAAUGGUAUUCAGCUGCCUAAGUGA
This is a messenger RNA of Andrographis paniculata, 570 nucleotides long. Its product is annotated as factor Xa inhibitor BuXI-like. The record is from RefSeq and is a predicted model, not a curated record. NCBI's taxonomy places the organism in Eukaryota, Viridiplantae, Streptophyta, Magnoliopsida, Lamiales, Acanthaceae. The coding region runs from base 1 to 570 and encodes 189 amino acids. Gene Ontology annotation, molecular function: endopeptidase inhibitor activity. The transcript has a single exon.